AUGUAUACAUCCCUUCUCCUCAAUCUAAAUAGUGGGGCACAAUAUGCAGUAACAGCACUUAGCGGGGUGAAGGUGGCGUCCUAUUCUUCACGUCGUUGUUCGUGUAUCUUUUCCUGUCUCUUUUGCCCUCAGCAUGCCCCAUAUUUCACUCUCUCUCUCUCUCUCUCUCUCUCUCUCUGUCUUUUUCUCUCUCACUCUCUCUUUCUCUCUGUCCCUCUGUCUUUUUCUCUCUCACUCUCUCUUUCUCUAUGUCGCUCUGUCUUUUUCUCUCUCACUCUCUCAUACUAUCUCUCUUUCUCGCCAUAUCUCUCUUUUUCUCGCUUUCUCUAUCUCGUUCUCUCUCUCUCUCUUUCUCACCAUUUUAUCUCAAUCUUUCUUUCUAUCUCUAUCUCUUUCCAUCUCUGUCUCUCUUUCUCACAUUCUUUCUCUCAGGCUUUCUUUCUUUCUCUCUUACUCUCCAUCUCUUGCUAUAUCUUUCACUUUCUCUCUCUCUCUCAUUUCCCUCAUAAACAAGAACAUGAAAUUGAUCUCUCCACAGACGUGGAAGAGUCCAACAUAAAUCAUUUUUUAUCUCUUUCUCUUUCCUUCUCUAUCUCUCUUUCUUUCUCCCUCUCUUUCUCUCUCUAUCUCUUGCUAUUUCUCCCUUUCUCUCGUUUCCCUCAUACACAAGAAAAUGUAGCUGAUCUCUGCGCAGAGAUAGCUCAAUGA
Messenger RNA from Acanthosepion pharaonis, 708 nucleotides. The record is from the annotation of a GenBank genome assembly. Lineage: Eukaryota; Metazoa; Mollusca; Cephalopoda; Sepiida; Sepiidae.